Molecule: messenger RNA, 474 nt
Organism: Loxodonta africana (African savanna elephant)
Lineage: Eukaryota; Metazoa; Chordata; Mammalia; Proboscidea; Elephantidae
Product: leukemia inhibitory factor-like
Exons: 2
Coding region: 1-474 (157 amino acids)
Biological process (GO): regulation of cell differentiation; immune response; leukemia inhibitory factor signaling pathway
Cellular component (GO): extracellular region
Molecular function (GO): leukemia inhibitory factor receptor binding; growth factor activity; cytokine activity
Source: RefSeq, a predicted model, not a curated record
AUGACCCAGAUCAGGAGUCAAAUGGGCCAGCUCAACAGUAGUGCCAACGACGUCUUUAUUGCCUAUAUGGGCCAGGGCCAGCCUUUCUCCAGCGAUGUGGACCACAUGUGCGGCCAUGGCUUGAUGAGCUUCCCACCCUUCCACGCCAAUGGCAUCGAGAGAGAGAAGCUGGUGGAGCUCUACCGCAUCAUGGUCUACUUUGACUUCUCCCUGGAUGACACCCUCAAGUUCCAGAAGACCCUCUACCCCAAUGAUCAGAACCUCCACAGCAAGCUCAAGUCCACGAUGGACAUCCUACCGGGGCUCCUCAGCAACGUGCUCUGCCGCCUGUGUAGCAAGAACAACAUGAGGCUGACGGACACAAUCUAUGGCCUCAACAUCUCACAGGAGAAUGUCUUCCACAAGAAGAAGCUGGGCUGUGAGCUCCUGUUGAAGUACACACAGCUCAUCCCCUAUCUAGCCUGGGACUUCUAG